Molecule: messenger RNA, 1023 nt
Organism: Triticum dicoccoides
Lineage: Eukaryota; Viridiplantae; Streptophyta; Magnoliopsida; Poales; Poaceae
Exons: 1
Coding region: 110-736 (208 amino acids)
Source: RefSeq, a predicted model, not a curated record
UCCAAGCUACUACAGAGCCACUACACCGGUGCACUACGGUCGACCGGCCUCCAGCCCGGUCGGUCUCUCUCUGGCUCCGGAGAGACGAGCCAGUCACACACAGAGAGCGAUGCCUCCGAGCGCCGGCGAGGUGGCGCGGCCGCAGAGCCCGCUCCGCGCCAUGAUGCCGCAGAGCCCGCUCCGGAUCAAGCAGGGCGGCAAGUUCUACGAGCGGCUGCUCACCAAGGAGAGCUCGGGGGCCAACCCGUCGUUCCGGUACUACGGGUCGGAGCCGGGCUCGGUGCCGUUCGUCUGGGAGUCGGAGCCCGGCACGCCCAGGGACGCCUCGCGCAUGGUCGGCGGCGCGCUCCCGGCCAUCACCCCGCCCCCGUCCUACCUGCUCCGCCAGCACGGCGGCAUCAACGUGUCCCGCCGCGGCACGGCCAAGGGCAGGAAGAAGCGGUACAGGCUCAAGCGGGCGAUCAAGGUCGGCUUCAUCGCCGACAUGUUCCGCAGGCUCGCCGUCGGCAAGGCCUGCUGGUCGCGGCCGGGGCCGUCGCCGGCCCAGGUGUCGUCGUCCAGCCGGUGGCUCGUGGCGUCGGAGAAGCCGCCCGAGCAGCAUCAGCACGGACGCCACGACGAUCAGGUUCCCGCGGCGAAGAGCAGCGCCGUGGUGUGCUCCGGGGCGCGCCAGAUGAGCCCGUGCUGGAUGCUGCCGUUUCGCGGCACGGGCAACCGGAACCGCGACCGCGACUAGGCGUAGAUCGGCCUCGGCGUGUCAGGUGCGGCGGAGCCAUCAAAGGGGAUUAAGCACACGAUAUAACUGCGGUUUGUUAGUAUUACUACUAUACUACUUUUGUUGUUAUGAUGAUUGUGAAAGGUGUCAGCAGAAUAUGAGUUCUCUGCAGACUUGUUUACAGUUCUGUCAUCAGCAGGCCGACCGACUGUUGUUGCCUAGUCUUAGGGAGCUUGUCAUUACUGGGUUAAUUUGUGCUUGGAACUAGUAAGGGUUUGCUUAUAAUUAUGCACGAGUGACGUUUUCAA